GAUCGGGUUCUUUCCGUGUUCGAUCCCCGGGGCAGGCGGAGGAUCACCUGGGCUACCCCGGGUCGAGACGCUCCGGGCCUUUACGUGCUGCCCGCCCCGGCCGGGCUGGGUGAAUCACGCCGCAGCCGGAGAAGGGGGCGGAGACGCCUGCUCCCUGGCUCCGGCUGCGUGACUCACCCGCCCCCGCCACCGCCGCUGCCUUCCGGAAGCGAGAGGAGGACCGAGCGGCGAGCGGCCCGACGGGGUCUAGGCUUGAGCCGCUCCGGGCGGGAGGCAGGAAGUACAGGCUGGACUGGGACGAUGCUGAGCAAGGGUCUCAAGCGCAAGCUGGAGGAGGAGGAGGAGAAGGAAGCCCUAGAAGUAGAUGCCUGGUGGCUGGAUCCUGGCCACCCAGCAGUGACACAGGCGCCCCCCACUGUGGCCUCCAGCUCCCUGUUUGACCUGUCUGUGCUCAAGCUCCACCACAGCCUGAGGCAGAGUGAGCCGGACCUGCGGCAUCUGGUGCUGGUGGUGAACACACUGCGGCGUAUCCAGGCGUCCAUGGCACCCACAGUGACCCUGCCACCUGUGCCCAGCCCACCUGUAGUCCCCAGUGUGUCUGAUAACCUGCUGGCCAGCUCCGACACCGCACUCUCAGCCUCCAUGGCCAGCCUCCUAGAGGACCUCAGCCAGAUUGAGGGCCUGAGCCAGGCCCCUCAGCCCCUGGCAGAUGAGGGCCCACCAGGCCGCCCGACAGGGGGAGCCCCAUCCAGCCUGGGUGGCUUGGACCUGCUGGGCCCAGCCACUGGCUGUCUGCUGGACGAUGGACUUGAGGGCCUGUUUGAGGACAUUGACACCUCCAUGUAUGACAGUGAACUUUGGGUGCCAACCUCGGAGGGCCUCAAGCCUGGCCCUGAGAAUGGGCCGGGCAAAGAGGGAGCUCCCGAGUUGGAUGAGGCCGAGCUGGACUACCUCAUGGAUGUGCUGGUGGGCACACAGGCACUGGAGCGGCCACCGGAGCCAGGCCGCUGACCCCGAGGGUCGGGAUGGUUGUCUGGCAUCUGAACUGAGCCUGGUGUCUGGAUCAGCCCUUCUUGGAAAGACACAGCCAGCUGCCCUAGCAGAGCCAGGGGCUCGGCCACUUGGAGAGACAGAAUCCAGUCCUGGGCAACUCCACAUCCAUUCUCUUGUGGAGGGGCCGUGGAGGGGUCUGGGACUGGCCCCUAGUGAUGGAAUGGCAGACAGGACCUAGUGGCUGGAAGGUGACUGGGCCAGGCCCCACGCUGGACUGAAUCCUCUGGAGUCACAGUGUGGGUUGUUUCUUUCUGGAUUUGGGAAGAGACCUCAACCUGUUUUUUGACAUUAAAACCAACUCUGGAAAAAAUCUCA
Messenger RNA from Fukomys damarensis (Damara mole-rat), 1368 nucleotides. RefSeq names its product SERTA domain containing 1 (gene Sertad1). Gene Ontology annotation, molecular function: transcription regulator activity. Gene Ontology annotation, cellular component: nucleus. Bases 301 to 1011 code for a protein of 236 amino acids. Lineage: Eukaryota; Metazoa; Chordata; Mammalia; Rodentia; Bathyergidae. The record is from RefSeq and is a predicted model, not a curated record. The transcript has 2 exons.